CAGAAGAUUGUCUAUGUAAGAGACGGACAAACAAACGUACCCACCAAUUCACAUGUGUGCCACUUAAUCAUCACAACAAAACAACAUUCUACACACAAGUCCCGUUGCUUCAUCAAACCCUUUCUGUCUCACGUCCGUAGCUUAAUUCGUUUAGACAUCUUUAUACACUCUAUGUUUCUUUUCUUAAAUUUAGAGUUUGGUUCUGGCGAGGUAUACUAGCAGGUCGUGAAGUGAUAAGGAAGGGAAUGGGUUGGAACGUGGGAAACGGAGAGUCCAUAAAGGUCUGGGGGGAGACAUGGCUCUCAUCGGAUACUCAGCUUGCUCCAAUGCGACCGCCUACUCUUCAAAAUCAACAGCUCCGAGUAAAGGACCUUAUGCUCCCCAACUCAACGAAUUGGAAUGUCGAAGAAAUAAGGCUCCAACUCCCCCUCUACGAGGCACACAUUAGGAAGCUGGUACCAAGCGCAGAGAUGCUAGAUGAUGAAAUAGUUUGGCUACCUGAAAAGUCGGGUCAGUACUCAACAAGAUCAGGUUAUGCUUUGGCUAAGGUUCAUAAUGGUAAUCAGCAGGAUCCGUUUAACUGGAAACGAUAUGUGUGGAAUGUCGAAUGCUCUCCUAAUCUGAGACAAUUCCUUUGGAAAGUGAAGAAUGAGGCUCUUGCAGUAGGUGAAAACUUGAUAAGAAGAGGAAUUCAAGUUGAUGGAAAGUGCAAGAGAUGUGGUGAAACAGAGACCAUCUUCCAUGUGAUGUUCUCUUGCCCCACGGCUAGGAAAGUUUGGGACCAAGUACCAGCAAUGGCCAUUCCCACAGUGAGCUCCUGCAACUCUAUGGAGGAUCUACUCAAACUUGGUUCUCGGAUGAUAAAUUUACCUCCAUCAGGCCUUACUAUUCCCUUAUACCCGUGGAUAUUCUGGGUCUUGUGGACUAGUAGGAAUCAAUUGAUGUUCGAAGAUAAGUCUUUCUCGGAAACAGAGAUGGUGUUGAAAGCAAUCAAAGCAGCAAAGGAGUGGCAGGAGUCAUUACCACAACGCAAACAACGCUCUGCUUCAUCUAAAGACUGUCACACCUCGAACCCUCUCUCCCAGGUGCCGACAAAUCUCCACAUUGUGUAUUCUGAUGCGGCUUGGAACAGCUCUACAGGCGCAGGAGGCUUGAGCUGGAUCGGCACAGAUGCAGUGGGAUCAGACCAGUUCCAAGGAACGGAUACUCGACGUUAUAUAGCUUCAGCUUUGGUAGCAGAAGCAUUGGCGUUAAAAGCAGGCCUCUCGUAGGCCGUCUCUUCAGGCAUUAAAGAUGUGAUCUGUGUUUCAGAUUCUAAGUGCGUUAUUGAUUUGAUCACAGGUAACAAGACUGUGGUGGCUCUCCUAGGGAUGCUCCAUGACAUAAGCGUGUUGAGCCAGUCCCUCUCAUCUAUCUCCUUUUGUUUUAUUCCUAGGACAUGUAAUGAACCAGCGGAUAGACUGGCCAAGAACUCUCUGUUUCAGUUCUCUAACCAUCUCCUUGAGAUGGCAAACUCUGUUAUUGCUUAAGUUUUUAUGAAAAGGAAGGUUUGACCAAAAAAAAAAAAUUAGAGUUUGGUUCAAAGUCCAUUCUUUUUCUCCAACUCUCGUCCACUCCGAGAUCCUCUUUGGUUAGAUAUAUUGUUGGAGCUAUGUACUUAUGAAUUAAAAUCAAAUCGUACGUAUUAGGAAAAAUGAUCAUUGGUUUAUUUUCUUACGUAUUAGGAAAAAAUGACAUAUAUGACAUAUUGAGUACUUAACUCUACGAUUUGAUUUUAAUUCAUAAGUACAUAUCUCCAACUGAUCAAAUGAUCAAAUGUUAAAUACUAUCAUUGGAAAAACGAUCAUUGGUUUAUUUUCUAGAGUAGUUCCACUUGAAAAACGAUCAUUGGUUUAUUUUCCUACGUAUUAGGAAAAAUGAUUCUGACUGCUUGAAAAUUUACACGUCCGACUUAUGAACCACCAUUAUGAAACACUAGUUAUUAUUAUCAGCUCAAGAUUGAAAUUUUAUGAAGACCACGCCCUUUAUAGACGCCGUAACUUCACAAGUGAUUCAUGUUAUUGUUAUGUCGUUAACUUCACUUGAUCUGUAUGCUAAGAGUACUAGUUAUACAUUUUUUUUUUAUGUUUUUGCUAAAAACUAUUAAUUUAUUUCCUUUUCUUGUUUAACAUCUUGAUUAAUAGACUGUUUAUUACAUUAGUUUUGCUAAUCUUUUUUUCUUUUCCAGGUAAACAGUUGAUACCUAGUCUCAAUUCAAUCAGGUGACAAAAAUAAUCAUGACAUUACAGUACACAUAUUUAUCUCUUGCUGUUUAUUCUUCAUAUUAUCUAGUCAAUGUUUUACUAACCUCAAAUAUCCUAGAUUUAUAGAAUGAUCCAUACCAAACUUCAAAGAGAAGUUUAGACAAUAGAUGGAUCUUUUUUUAGAUAUUCAAAUAAAGUUUAAAACAUGGUUUAUAUUCGCGUGGUAGGUUUAGUAUCAUGGAGUUGCUUCGAGUCCCAAUACAUCAAUGUUAAUGACGACUUAUUAAUUAAACUCCAAGAUAUAAUAUAUUGGAUGGAUCAUACGUGGGAGAGUUACUCGCACCACUUACAAGCUUGUCUGUCAUAAUAUUAUGUGCUCUUGAAAUAUGUCUGAUCCGGAAGUUAGGGAAUAAAGUCUUACUGCAUCUAAAUUUUUUAUAUAAUUUUUGUUAUAUUUUUUUGGUUUUUACAUUUUUAAUUUAUACAUAUAUAAUGUUGAUGUUAAAAAUACAUCAAACUCAUAUAUUUACAACAAAAAAAUUAAAAUGCUAAUUUUGAAAAUUUAAGUUACUAAUUUUUAGAUAAUAUUAUAAAAUUUUGAUUUUUUGAUUUUUAAUGGUAAAGCCCAUCAACUAUGUUUAAUUAAUGUAGAAACCCCUAAACUAAAGAUUUACUGAUAAUAGGGGGGUUUUUACCCAAAACAAAUAUAGUUGAGGGGUUUUAAUGUUAAAAAUCUAUAAAUUAAAUAACAAAACAUUGUUUAGUAACGUGGAAAAGGAAAGAGAUAGGCCGACCAAAUACGGGCCGGUGGAUGGGCGGGCCUUAUCUGUUUCGUAUAAAACAAGCCUAGGCGAGUCUUUGUUUCUAGCUUAGGGUUUGGUUUCAGAGGAAGGAAAGAACGAAGGAACGAAGAACAAAUCGAAGAGGUUAGAUGGAUCGUGACAGUAAUGAUGAUGGACGUAUUCCUUUUAGGAGCCUUUCUUGCUACCAAGAGAUUUGUAGGCUUGCUGAUAAGGAUUGUCACUUCUCAUCAAUUCCAAGAUAUCCGCUUUUCGUGAGAGACGUGUAUGAUAUGGUGGAUGAUCCUUCAACUGAUUCAGUUGUCUCGUGGAGUGAUAGUGGCAAGAGCUUCAUCAUUUGGAAGGAAUCUGAGUUCCUAGGAGAUGUUUUUCCUAGGUGCUUUUCCUGCGAUUACAAAGAUAUGACAUCCCUCACCGCCUGGUUUAAUGCCAUGGGAUAUAGUAAAGUUGAAGAAUCUGUGCAUUGGGAAUACACAGGCAAUUAUUUGGUGAGAGGCCAGCCUCCCCACCCUACAGAUACAUCCUCACGUACUCCUGGGGGUAUUAUGAUUUCUCCAGAAGAGGCCAAAAUCAUGGAGAGGUUCUUUGCUUCCCCGAAGGCUCGCAAACAAUAAGCUCUGUCUGUUUCGGUGGAGUUGCUUUGCUCUCGUGGUUGUUGUUGUUUUCUUAAUCUUAUUUUAUCGUCCUGUUUGAAAACAUUAUGUUCGGUCUCUUUUCUUUUAACUUAUGGUUUGUAAGAUAAGAUGGUUGAUGUUUUUUUUUUUUUUUUUUGCAUUUUAAUAAGAUGAGAUCAUUAUGAUCUUUU
Molecule: messenger RNA, 3848 nt
Organism: Brassica rapa (field mustard)
Lineage: Eukaryota; Viridiplantae; Streptophyta; Magnoliopsida; Brassicales; Brassicaceae
Source: RefSeq, a predicted model, not a curated record